AUGUCCUCCUCCGACGCCGGACCCUCGGUGGCACCCCCGGCCCCUCGCAGCGUAGUGUACUGCUCGAUCUGCACCUUCCCGCCCGAGUACUGCGAGUUUGGGCCCUCAUCGUCAAAGUGCCGCGCCUGGCUGCAAGAGGCCCACCCGCAGCUCUACGCCCGCAUCUGGUCCGAGGAGGCCAUCACCUCGAACCUCGCCGCCCUCACCACCAAGCAGGCAGAGGACCUCGAAAAGGAGGCCGCAAAGAAGGAGAAGAAGUCCGAGGCCAAGGCCGAAAAGGAGAAAAAGGAAAAGGCCGCGUCCAAGAUCAUCCUCACAAAGGCGGCCAGGACCAAGCGCAAGGCAACGACGAGCAUCAACGGUCUGCACACCUUCUCGCCUCCGCUCCCGGCACUCAAGGUCGUGGCCAAGGGGCUCUCGUCGCGCCUCGCAACGGGCGCCUCGGUCUCGCGCUCGGUGCAGAACCCAAACGUCGACGAAAUCGUCAUCCAGGGCGACGUGGCAGACGAGGUCAAGCAGCUCAUCGUCUCGCGCACAAAGCCCUUCCACGAGCUGCCCCCCGAGUCGGCCGGCGGCGUCGCGGCCAAAAACAUUGUCAUCGAAGAGGAAAAGAAGAUGGCAAAGAAGACGGCCGCAGCUGCUGCCGGCGGCGCUGCCGGCGAAGAGGCUGCCUAG
This is a messenger RNA of Pseudozyma flocculosa PF-1, 675 nucleotides long. RefSeq lists its product as uncharacterized. Gene Ontology annotation, molecular function: translation initiation factor activity; mRNA binding. The record is from RefSeq and is a predicted model, not a curated record. Lineage: Eukaryota; Fungi; Basidiomycota; Ustilaginomycetes; Ustilaginales; Ustilaginaceae. Bases 1 to 675 code for a protein of 224 amino acids. Gene Ontology annotation, biological process: formation of translation preinitiation complex; translation reinitiation. The transcript is spliced from 3 exons.